Molecule: messenger RNA, 3327 nt
Organism: Saccharomyces paradoxus
Lineage: Eukaryota; Fungi; Ascomycota; Saccharomycetes; Saccharomycetales; Saccharomycetaceae
Gene: ECM21
Product: Ecm21p
Exons: 1
Coding region: 1-3327 (1108 amino acids)
Biological process (GO): ubiquitin-dependent endocytosis
Cellular component (GO): cytoplasm; cytosol; plasma membrane
Molecular function (GO): ubiquitin protein ligase binding; protein-macromolecule adaptor activity
Source: RefSeq, a predicted model, not a curated record
AUGCCGUUCAUAACAUCAAGACCAGUGGCGAAGAAUUCCUCUCACUCUUUAUCAGAAACAGAUUUAAACCAGUCCAAGGGACAGCCGUUUCAACCAUCUCCCACCAAGAAAUUAGGGUCCAUGCAACAACGAAGAAGAUCCUCCACCAUCAGGCAUGCGCUUUCAUCGUUACUAGGUAGCGCUAAUGUUCACUCACCUGCUGUCUUGAAUAAUACAACGAAAAGCGGCACUAAUAACGGCAACAUCAGAAGCAGUAAUACAGACGCCCAGCUCCUCGGCAGAAAGCAAAACAAACAGCCGCCGCCAGAGACGAGGCGACACAGUACCACUGCAAUCCCGGGCUCUAUCAGCGAUAGCACUACUACAACUCCAAGAUCCUCGACUUCCGACACUAACCGCCGUGCUUCUGGAAGAUUGUCGGUAGACCAAGAGCCCAGAAUAUCAGGGGGACGCUAUUCACAAAUUGAGGAGGAUAGCACGGUGCUAGAUUUUGAUGAUGACCAUAAUUCAUCGGCCGUAGCGUCAAGCGAUUUAUCGUCAACUUCUAUCUCAAGGUUGGCGAACUCGAAAAAGCUUAACGAGCAGUUUCUCUCAGAAUACUUAACCGCCAGGGGUCUCCUGGGUCCCAAAACAGUUUUAUCCAAUGAAUACUUGAAAAUUUCCAUAUCUACUAGUGGUGAAAGCGUUUUCCUACCAACAAUAUCCUCGAAUGACGAUGAGUAUCUGGCUAGACUAAACGGGCUCAAUGAUGGUACGGACGAUGCUGAGGCUGAUUUUUUCAUGGAUGGUAUAGACCAGCAAGAAGGUAACACUCCUUUUCCCGCUACGACGGCGGCUACCGAAAGUGGUGAGAGCAUAAAUGAAAAUAGAGAUGCACUCUUAAGGGAAAAUAUUUCAGGAGACCACGCAGGCUCCGGUUCGGAACCCAAUGCACGGUCUGUUGAAAUCGACAGUUCCAUGGUCUCCUACAGCAUAGCAGUUAUAGUGUCCGUUAAGAAACCAGUUCGAUUUGCGGACAUGCAAUUAGAAUUAUGUUCAAGGGUUAAAGUGUUUUGGAAUACAGGUGUUCCUCCAACAAAGACAUUUAAUGAGGAGUUUUAUAAUGCUGCGUCAAUGAAAUGGAAUUUGAAUAAUGAAAACUUCGAUUUGUUUGUACCAUUAAGCAUAUCUCCAGAUGAUCAGAUGAUUGAAAACAACGCGAACGAUCGUCAAAUGAGAUUAUUCAAGAAUAUUCCUACGGAGGAAAGACUGUAUUUAGACAAAACUAAAACAAAAUACAACCUUUUCAAUGCCAUAGACUUAAACAAGAGUCAUCUUUACCAACCUGGAGACUACGUAUUCUUAGUACCGGUGGUUUUCUCUAAUCAUAUUCCAGAAACUAUCUAUUUACCCUCUGCGCGCGUUAGUUAUAGACUAAAGCUUGCCACAAAGGCAAUCAAUAGAAAAGGUUUCUAUCGUCAAGAUUCAAACUCUCCACAACCUAUUGUGUCGCCAGACUCUUCCUCAUCACUAAGCUCUACCACAUCUUCAUUAAAACUUACCGAGACAGAAUCUGCUCAGGCCCAUAGGAGGAUAAGCAACACUUUGUUCAGUAAGGUUAAAAAUCAUCUACACAUGAGUUCCCAUCAACUUAAAAAUGAAGAAUCGGGCGAAGAGGACAUUUUUGCAGAGUAUCCAAUUAAAGUUAUCAGGACUCCACCACCCGUUGCAGUAUCCACCGCAAAUAAACCCAUCUACAUUAAUAGGGUUUGGACAGAUUCUUUGUCUUACGAAAUCUCUUUUGCUCAGAAAUACGUGUCACUAAAUAGUGAAGUGCCAAUCAAGAUUAAACUGGCACCAAUCUGCAAAAACGUUUGCGUCAAACGUAUUCAUGUCAGUAUCACUGAAAGAGUCACAUUUGUUAGUAAAGGUUACGAAUAUGAAUACGAUCAAACAGAUCCUGUGGCUAAAGAUCCUUACAAUCCCUAUUAUUUAGAUUUUGCCUCCAAGAGAAGAAAAGAAAGAAGUGUAUCAUUAUUUGAAAUUAGAACUAAGGAAAAGGGCACAAGAGCUCUGAGGGAAGAGAUUGUUGAAAAUUCAUUUAAUGACAAUCUCUUAUCUUAUAGCCCUUUUGACGACGACAGCAAUUUAAAAGGGAAUCAGAAAGAAAGGCUCGGUAUAACGGAACCAAUAAUCAUUGAAACAAAGUUGAAGUUUCCCAAGUACGAAGACUUGGAUAAAAGAACCGCCAAGAUAAUACCACCUUAUGGGAUCGAUGCAUACACAAGUAUCCCCAAUCCUGAAAAUGUGGCAGUUAACGGACCGUCGCACCGUCGCCCGAGUGUAAUAGGUUUUUUAUCCGGCCAUAAAAGCUCGAAAAAUCAUGAAGAAAAUGAGAAACCAGUUUAUGAUCCAAAAUUCCAUCAAACAAUAAUCAAAUCCAACUCUGGGCUGCCCGUGAAAACGCAUACCAGAUUAAACACACCAAAAAGAGGCCUGUACUUGGAUAGUUUACACUUCAGUAAUGUUUACUGUAGACAUAAGCUGGAAAUUAUGCUAAGAAUCAGUAAGCCUGAUCCUGAGUGUCCAUCCAAAUUAAGACAUUAUGAGGUCCUAAUUGAUACGCCUAUAUUCCUGGUAUCUGAAGAGUGCAACAGUGGUAAUAUGGAGUUGCCCACUUAUGAUAUGGCCACAAUGGAAGGCCAAAGCAACCAAACUCCCUUGAGUAUGAAAAGCGACUUCUUUGGAACCACAUGCCCGCCGCCUCCCACUUUCGAAGAAGCCAUAUCCGUUCCAGCUUCUCCUAUCGUCUCACCGAUGGGAUCACCUAACAUUAUGGCUUCGUAUGACCCUGAUUUGCUAUCUAUACAGCAAUUGAACUUAUCAAGAACUACAUCAGUUAGUGGGCCAUCCGGAUACAGCGAUGAUACUGGCCUGUCGAAUGCUAACGUCAUGAACAGCGGUAUUUCGAAUCCCGCAUUUGUUUCAGGCAAUAGUGGCCAAGGAGUUGCUAGAGCAAGAGCUACGUCAGUAAAUGAUAGAUCGAGAUUCAAUAAUCUUGAUAAAUUAUUGAGCACUCCAUCGCCCAUCAAUAGGUCUCAUAAUUCCUCACCAACAAAUGGCUCGUCACAAGUAAAUGGCACUGUUAAGAUUCCAAACGCUCCCAAAGAAACCUCUACCGAUAGUUCGGACGUAUUUUUCAAAAAAGGUUACACUUUAGCAAGUGUCAAAGACGAUGAAGAAGAGGAAGGAAUAGCAAGUUCAAGUUCAGCAAAUUCGCUACCUUCUCAUGGCAAUGAGCCUCCCCGUUAUGAUGAAAUAGUGCCUUUAAUGAGUGAUGAAGAGUGA